This is a messenger RNA of Malassezia japonica, 2331 nucleotides long. RefSeq lists its product as uncharacterized. The coding region runs from base 1 to 2331 and encodes 776 amino acids. The record is from RefSeq and is a predicted model, not a curated record. NCBI's taxonomy places the organism in Eukaryota, Fungi, Basidiomycota, Malasseziomycetes, Malasseziales, Malasseziaceae. Gene Ontology annotation, cellular component: microtubule associated complex. Gene Ontology annotation, biological process: mitotic spindle organization; spindle elongation; microtubule-based movement. Gene Ontology annotation, molecular function: microtubule binding; microtubule motor activity; ATP binding. The transcript is spliced from 2 exons.
AUGGCCAUGGACAGCGGGGCGUCGACCGCGGUGCAAGUCGCUGUGCGUAUCCGCCCAGAUGCGGUAGGAGACAUGUCGCGCCCGGUGCCGCGGCCGCUGCGCACCGUUGUGGCGCAGACGUCGCCGACGGCACUCGUCGUGGAACCGACGCUCCUCCCCUCCUCGACGCAGCGCGAGACGCGGCACCACUUUACGUUUGACCGGGUGUUUGAGCCAGAGGCUGCGCAGGUGUCUGUGUACAAUGCGAGUGUGGAGCCGCUCGUGCGCCGGUUUCUGGACGGGUACAACACGACGAUUUUUGCCUAUGGCCAGACGUCGAGCGGCAAGUCGUACUCCAUGGGCACGUCCGAAGCCAGCGAGGAGAUCACAGAGGACGAGGCGCUGCAUGGCGAGCUCGACGAGACCAUCGGAAUUAUUCCGCGCGCUGCCGUGCAAAUUUUCGAGAGCCUCAAGAACGACGACGACGCCCAGAGCGAGUACACGCUCCAGGCGUCGUUUCUCGAGCUCUACAAUGAAGAUCUGAUCGACCUGCUUGCCGAUCCAGACGUCGAUGCGCCCAACCAGGUGCAGAUCCGCGAGACGCGCGCGGGCGAGAUCGUCUGGACGGGACUGCGCCAGCGCCAGGCGACGUGCGCGUCGGACGUCGUCGCGCUCCUCCAGAACGGCAUGGCCAUUCGCCAGACGCACGAGACGGAGAUGAACACGCAGUCCUCGCGCUCGCACGCCAUCUUUUCAUUGUCGCUCACGCGGAAACGAAAGGCUGGGCCGGAUCGCGCACGCUCUGCCCUCGGCGGUGCAGCGAGCCCGGAGCGCGCGAUGCAGACGCCCGCGACACCGCUCGCACCGCGCACGCCGCGCUCGGGCCUUCCGACGCUCGGCGCGCGCAGCGCGUUUGGAUUCCAGCGUGCCGCGACGCCCACGCGCCCCAUGACGCCCACGCGUCCUGCCCAGACGCCGCGCCCGCGGCGCAGCGACGAGGAGAUUGUCGUGACGACGAGCAAGCUGCACUUUGUCGACCUGGCCGGCUCGGAGCGUCUGAAGCGUACCGCAGCGACCGGCGACCGCGUGCGCGAAGGCAUCUCGAUCAACUCGGGCCUGCACGCGCUCGGCAACGUGAUUAGCACGCUGAGUGAUCCCGCCAAGGCGCGGCGUGCGACGCACAUUCCCUACCGCGACAGCAAGUUGACGCGACUGCUGCAGGACAGCCUGGGAGGAAAUGCGCACACCCUCAUGAUCGCCUGUAUCUCGAUGCUCGAGGCGAAUGUGAACGAGACGCUGAAUACGCUGCACUAUGCGCAGCGCGCGCGGCACAUCCGCAACACGGUCGAGCGCAACCAGACCGAGGCGGGGUGGGGCAGCGUCGAGUACCUGCAAGCGCAGGUCCUGCGCCUGCGCAAAGAGCUCGAGCUGGUGCGCUCGUCGAACGAGCUGAUUAUGGCCUCGCCCGAGAAGCGCUCGCCGAGUAUGGUGCACUCGGACGCCGAGCAAGAGCUGCUUGCGUGGCAGGAAAAGUACUCGGCACUGAGCCGCAAGAAUGUGCAGCUCACUGCCGAGCUCAUCCACCUCGACCGACAGCAGGCCGCGCAGCGUACCGGCAGCGCGCCCGACUUUUUGGCGUCCGCCGAGCCGGUGAUUGUCGAGUACGAAAAGACGGUCGACUCGCUCGAGGGGCAGCUGAACGUGAUGAAGGCGUCGCUCGCCUCGUCCGAAGAGCUGCUGCUCGAGCGCGAGCGCGCCUUGACCAAGGCCAACGACCGCGCGGUGCACGCCGAGGCGCAGCUCGACGCGCUCCGCCAGACGGUGCGUGAUCUGCACGAGCGCCUCGGCGUGCAAGGCGAGCCAAAACUCGGCCUCGACCAGCCGUCCUCGACGCCGCCCCGCCGUACCAUGAGCAGCGACGGGGAGCGCUCGUUUGGGGGGGUGCUCGACUACUCGCGCGACAGUGCACGGCGGCCGAGCGACGGGCGGCGCUACCGCGUGUCGCUCACGUCGCGUGCGAGUGCGGACGAGACGCCCGAGGGCUCGCCCGCCGGCCUCCAGGCGAGCCGGCCGGACGUGUCGGCGGACAGCGUGCAGCUGCGCACGCAAGACACGAGCGACGACUCGAUGCUCCUCCAGCCGAGCAAAGAUGGGCUCGACAUGGUCGCCGCCGCCGAGCGCGAGCUGCGCCAGCUGAACCUGCUGCUCGAAGCGAGCGCGAGCCCCCCCUCGGACCCCAAGACGGGCGAGAGUAUGAACCGUGUGGGCAAUCUGCUGCACUGGGUGCAGCAGUGCCAGUGCCCCAAUGCGACGCAUGACGGCUUCCCUUGUCGUACGUGUGGCUCGUCGUAG